AUGGCGUUUUUUUCUAAGCGUUUUAACUUCAGCUGGCGAUGCACUUCGGUCUAUGGACCUGUAGAUCGGUCUCGCAAACAGGCUUUCUGGGAUGAACUUCGGGCUGUUAGUGGCGAGUCGAUGGUGCCCAUGGUAAUUUGUGGUGAUUUCAAUGCCAUUUUUGCCUUGGAAGAUAAAGUUACGGGUGUUCCUAACUUGGAGGAUAUUCGGUGUGCAAAUGCCUUCUUGCAGGACUAUGCCUUUUUUGAACCCUCCUCAAAGGGUAGACGUUUCACCUGGACUAAUGGACAGUCUAACCCAAUUUGGGUCAAAUUAGAUCGUUUUCUAGUCAACGGUGCUUGGGCUGAGCGCUUUCCUAGGUUGACUCAAUCUAGCCUCCCGAGGUUAGGUUCGGACCAUGUGCCGAUCCGUUUGGAAGCGGGCUCUCACUUGGUGUGUCCUAAGCCGUUCAGAUUUGAGUUCGUCUGGACUACGGCGGAGGGGUUCUCUGAGAUUGUGAAGAACUGGUGGAAGGAGUCUUCAUUUUCGGGUUGUGGGGCUUUCAUCUUAUCCAAGAAGCUGUCGAACUUGAAAGUUAAGCUAAAGCAUUGGGCGAAGUUUGAUUUUGGUUCUAUUAAAUUAAGGAAGCUGGACUUAUUACGACAGUUAGAGGAAUUGGAUUUGAUCAAUGAAGAUAGGGGCCUUUCAGUGUCUGAACAACAACAGGAGCUUGCUUUGAUUGCCUGUCUUGAAGAGAUCAGGAAACAAGAGGAGAUUUAUUGGAAGCAAAGGUCGAGAUUGCAAUGGUUAAAGGAUGGGGAUGAAAAUACGAAAUUUUUCCAAGCGGUGGCUAACGGCCGUAAAAAUAGGAAUUUCAUUCCUUACAUCUCAAAGGAUGGGUCUCGGGUUGAGAAUCUGUACGACAUUGGGAAGUUUUUUGAGGCUCAUUUCCGGCUUAUUUUUGGUCAAAAGCGGCAGUCUAGGAUUAAUAUUGACUUUGAGAAGUUAUUCGAGUAUAAGAAUAGUGUUGAUCUGACUGUUUUGGACUCCCGGGAUUUUGACCGUAAACCAAAAUCCCUCAAUGAUGGGAUUUCAAAAGCACAUGAAAAAUGA
Messenger RNA from Dioscorea cayenensis subsp. rotundata (Guinea yam), 1092 nucleotides. RefSeq lists its product as uncharacterized. The record is from RefSeq and is a predicted model, not a curated record. Bases 1 to 1092 code for a protein of 363 amino acids. The transcript has a single exon. Gene Ontology annotation, molecular function: catalytic activity. Lineage: Eukaryota; Viridiplantae; Streptophyta; Magnoliopsida; Dioscoreales; Dioscoreaceae.